GACUGCCUCACUUCUGGCUCUGGGCUUUCUAAUAGGCCCACGAAAUUCCUUUUCCCUCUCCUUGCUCGCCCGCGCCAGCGCCGAGAUAUCCCCCAAUUUAGGGUUUGAUCUCUGCCCCGCUCUUCUCCAAUUUUGAAUCAGGAAGAAGGAAUCUUGCGGUUCCUGAAGCUUUCUUCUCCCUCCUUAGGAUCAUAUUAGGGUUUCCUAUUUCAUCGAUCGCUCGGACUCCGACUGCGAAUUAAUAAGAAGAGAAGAUGAAUCCUCUUACGUUGGUGAAGCGCACUCAGAAGAUAAAUUCGACGGAGGCGGCGUUGGGAAUCUCAGAGGACGCAUCAUGGCAUGCAAAGUACAAAGAUUCCGCUUACGUUUUCGUCGGUGGGAUUCCGUACGAUCUCACUGAAGGCGACUUGCUCGCCGUUUUCGCCCAGUAUGGGGAGGUCGUCGAUGUUAAUCUUGUUAGAGAUAAAGGUACUGGAAAGUCUAAAGGUUUUGCUUUCCUUGCUUAUGAGGAUCAGAGAAGUACAGUUCUUGCUGUAGAUAAUUUGAAUGGGGCGAAGAUUCUUGGUCGAAUUGUUAGAGUUGAUCAUGUGACUAAAUACAAGAAAAAGGAGGAAGAAGAAGACGAUGAGAAGGCACAACAGGAGAGAGAGAAACGAGGAGUUUGUCGUGCUUUUCAGAAAGGAGAAUGUACUCGAGGAGCUUCUUGCAAAUUUUCUCAUGACGAACAAAGAAAUGCAAACACAGGCUGGGGUCCCCAAGAUACAGAUUCAAGAUGGAACCAUGAUAGGUAUGACGGUCCUCCAAAGAGUCACAAGAAUUUGUCACAAAACACCUCAGAUAGAGAUAGCCGACGCACCUCCGGAUCAGAACCCAAUAGAGAUAGAAGAACAAGGGAUCAAGAGGGACACAGAGGCGAGGAAAAGUCAGAAACAAGGUCCGACUCAAAACCAGAAGAGUAUGAUGAUAGAAGAAAAAGGGAUAAACACUCAGAAAGGUACAGGUCUGGGCGUGAUCGAGUUGAUGAUUUGGAUCGUAGAAGAGAUGAUAAGCGAUCAAGGCAUGAAGAGGGACUAAGAGAUGAUAAGCGAUCAAGGCAUGAUCGUCCCUCUUCACCGCGUUAUCAUCGAUGAAGAAGAUAGGAUUUGAACAGAAAAUAUUUCCUCUCCGUCCAGGCCUUACAU
Molecule: messenger RNA, 1181 nt
Organism: Asparagus officinalis (garden asparagus)
Lineage: Eukaryota; Viridiplantae; Streptophyta; Magnoliopsida; Asparagales; Asparagaceae
Product: zinc finger CCCH domain-containing protein 25
Exons: 4
Coding region: 255-1130 (291 amino acids)
Biological process (GO): mRNA splicing, via spliceosome
Cellular component (GO): U2 snRNP; precatalytic spliceosome; catalytic step 2 spliceosome
Molecular function (GO): RNA binding; metal ion binding
Source: RefSeq, a predicted model, not a curated record